Molecule: messenger RNA, 524 nt
Organism: Ipomoea triloba (trilobed morning glory)
Lineage: Eukaryota; Viridiplantae; Streptophyta; Magnoliopsida; Solanales; Convolvulaceae
Product: subtilisin inhibitor CLSI-I-like
Exons: 2
Coding region: 138-410 (90 amino acids)
Biological process (GO): response to wounding
Molecular function (GO): serine-type endopeptidase inhibitor activity
Source: RefSeq, a predicted model, not a curated record
UGCCCAAUAAAACGCCUAGGAAAACAUCCUUGGGAUUCCCUACUCUAACUUAUAUGCCAUUCAUCAUCUCUAUAUUAAACUACCCAUCCAAUUCUUGAAAUCUCUGCCAUUUUUCUUGAAAACUCGAUCAACCCACCAUGUCUGAGCAGGAGAAUCAACCCAAGCAGCUCGCAGAUGAAGCAACUAACCACUCUGGAAUGGAUGGGAGUUCAGGCGAGAAAACAUCAUGGCCGGAAUUGGUGGGGCAAACACCAGAAGAAGCGGAGAAGAAGAUUAAGGAAGAGAGUCCUAAGAUUAGUGUCCAGGUUGUUCCUCCAAACUCCUUUGUUUCCAUGGAUUAUCGUCUAGAUCGAGUUCGGAUCUUCGUAGAUACAUCCGGGAAAGUUGCCCGUUCCCCUAAACUUGGUUAAUUCUAUAUAUGCUCAACUAUGUACCCUCUUCCAUGUUUAAUUUGUUACUCAGAAUUCAAUUCAGAAAGAAAUUAUCUCUGUAAAUUGCUUCUUUAGCAGCUAGUAUUGUGUUUU